Messenger RNA from Laetiporus sulphureus 93-53, 3844 nucleotides. RefSeq lists its product as uncharacterized. Gene Ontology annotation, cellular component: cytoplasm; vesicle; myosin complex. The record is from RefSeq and is a predicted model, not a curated record. The coding region runs from base 67 to 3741 and encodes 1224 amino acids. The transcript has 9 exons. Gene Ontology annotation, molecular function: actin filament binding; microfilament motor activity; ATP binding. Gene Ontology annotation, biological process: vesicle transport along actin filament; actin filament organization. NCBI's taxonomy places the organism in Eukaryota, Fungi, Basidiomycota, Agaricomycetes, Polyporales, Laetiporaceae.
GGCGUCUCCAAGCCCUUCGCCUCAUCUCACCGCUUGUACUCUGCCCCUUCGAGGGCGUGGCACAUCAUGCCUGUCGCAAGGCCAUCGCAGAGCGCAGAGACAGCGCGUGCUGCCGCGCUCCAGGCGGAAUUCAACGAAAAGAAGUGGGUAUGGGUCCCAGACGACAAGGACGGCUAUCUCGCCGGCUGGGUCAUCAAGGAGGAAGGUGAGGUUGGCGAGGUCGCUAUUGCUUCUGGAGGAGAGAUCCGCAGGCUGCCGUUGUAUGCACUGUCCAAGAUGAAUCCGCCCAAGUUCGACCGUGUCGAUGACAUCGCGGACUUGACGUUCCUGAACGAAGCUAGUGUAGUACACAAUCUACGGUUAAGAUAUGGCUCUGGAGCGAUCUACACAUAUUCAGGCCUAUUCUUGGUGGCCAUCAAUCCAUAUCAGAAUCUACCCCUGUAUUCAGAUGCCAUCGUCCAUCAAUAUCGCAGCAAACGUCGCGAUGAGAAUCCACCGCACAUAUUUGCCAUUGCAGAGCGCGCAUGGAUUAACAUGGGCGAGGAACGUGAGAACCAGAGCAUCCUGAUCACAGGUGAAUCUGGGGCAGGAAAAACGGAGAGCACGAAGAAGGUCAUCCAAUAUCUCGCGGCGAUCGCCACCGAUGCGCACCCGCCACAGGCGAACCACUCACAGUCUCCGACUAUCCCAUCGUCGUCGUCUUUUAGCAAUGUCAUGCCUUCGACGGGUCUUCCGAGCAGAGCGGCAUUCAAGCGCGCACGGGGUUUGUCCACUAACUCGACAGGUUCUGGCUUCACUGCGAGGGAUCGGUUGGGCCUACUUGAGCGCCAGAUUCUGCAAGCCAAUCCGAUUCUUGAGGCGUUUGGAAACGCUCAGACACAACGGAACAACAAUUCGAGUCGAUUCGGAAAGUUCAUACGCAUCAGCUUCUCGCCGGAUGGAAGUAUUGCUGGCGCAAACAUCGACUGGUAUUUGCUCGAGAAGAGCCGUGUCGUAGUCAGGAAUGAAGCAGAACGCAGUUUCCACGUCUUCUACCAGUUGCUCGAGGGGGGCGGAAGCUUGAAAGAUGUUCUGUUGCUGGAUGGCGGAGUAGAGGAUUAUGAGUACCUGAACAAGAGUCGACGUGAAGUCGAUGGGAUUGACGAUCUCGAGGAGUGGAACUUGUUAAAGAACGCGUUGGACGUUGUAGGCUUCACUUCCGCUGAGCAAUUCGACCUCUUUCGCAUAGUCGCAGCCGUCCUACACAUCGGCAACAUCACUAUCACCUCUACUAGAUCCGAUGAUGCAGUGAUGCCUGAUCCAUCGCAGGCUGAGCGUGUUUGUCAUCUUCUUGGCAUACCUUUGACCGAGUUCACAAGGGCUGUCCUGCGUCCCCGCGUGCUCGCCGGUCGAGAGUGGGUGACGCAGGCACGGACACAACAGCAGGCACUGGAAGAGCUCGCAGCGCUCUGCAAGACGCUUUACGAGAAGUCGUUUGGGAUGCUCGUUGAUCGAAUUAACCGAGCCCUGGACCGCCCCUCGUCGAAGUCGACGUUUAUCGGCGUUCUCGAUAUCGCUGGCUUCGAGAUCUUCGACGUCAAUGGCUACGAACAGCUGCUCAUCAACUACACAAACGAGAAGCUCCAGCAAUUCUUCAACCACCAUAUGUUUGUGCUCGAGCAGGAGGAAUAUGCGCGCGAGGGCAUCGAAUGGGACUACGUCAACUUUGGCCUUGACCUACAGCCGACCAUCGACCUCAUUGAGACUAGCGGUAGUGCCAUCGGUGUUCUCAGUCUGCUUGAUGAGGAGUGUAUCAUGCCGAAGGCGACAGACCUUACGUUCACCAACAAGCUCCAUGCGCUGUGGGCAAGUGAACCUGCGCCAGGUGAGGAGCCGCAUCCUGGUACCACGAAGUACGAGCCGGCGCGCUUCGAGCAGGGCUUCAUCGUACAUCACUACGCAGGUCGGGUCGAGUACAGGACAGAUGGGUGGCUGGAAAAGAACAAGGACCCGUUGAACGAUAACCUCACUCGCGUUCUCGCAUCUUCUUCUGAGCGAUACGUCGCGUCAUUGUUCUCAGAGUACGGUGACGGCCCGUCGGCCGUGGCUGGUCAAGUCAAUGCAAUGUCGGUAGGCAAGAAGCGGAUGAUCAAGAAGGGCGCAUUCAGGACGGUGGGACAGCGCCACAAGGAGCAACUCGCGGGCCUGAUGACACAGCUCCACGCUACGCAGCCUCACUUCGUUCGUUGUAUCGUCCCGAAUACGCUCAAGAAACCCGGACGCAUCGACGUGCCGCUCGUGCUGGACCAGCUGCGGUGCAACGGUGUGCUGGAAGGCAUCCGCAUCGCGCGCCUCGGGUACCCCAAUCGCCUCCCGUUUGUCGAGUUCCGCCAGCGCUAUGAGGUGCUUACGCCUGGCGUAAUCCCGCGCGGGUAUAUGGACGGGCGUAAGGCCUGUCUGCGCAUGGUCGAUGCACUGGAGCUGGACAAGGCGAACUUCAAGAUCGGCACGUCCAAGAUCUUUUUCAAGGCGGGCGUCCUUGCGGAGCUCGAGGAACGAAGAGACGCACUCCUCUUUGACAUCUUCUCCAGAUUGCAAGCCGUGGCAAGGAAGUGGACUGCAAGGAGGCAGAUGAAGAAGAUCCUCAAUCGUGCUGUUGCCAUUCGUACGAUACAGAGAAAUGCUCGUGUUUAUGGCGAGCUCCGAGAUUGGCCGUGGUGGCAGUUGUACACAAGGGUCCGCCCAUUGCUUGUCGCAACUCGGAAUGACGAAGAGCUCCGCAAGAAAGAGGCUGAACUGGUACUUAUCAAGGAGCGCGCCGAGCGGGAGCAGAAGGAAAAGGAGGCUCUUGAAGGUCUAAGAAUGCGCCUCGAAGCUGAGAAGAGUAAGGUGGAGACAGAACUGGAAGCGGAAAGAGCUCUCGCCCUGGACAAGGAUGCUCUGCUUGAACGUAGCAAGAAACGCGAGGCAGAGCUGGAGGAUGAGGUUGCAGCUUUGCAGGCGGAUCUGGACAUACUCGAUUCUCAGCUUGAUCGUGCCCUCAAGAUGCAGAAGGAGAGCGAGGAGAAGCAUGAGACUCUCAGGCAGGCAUUCGAUCAAGCUGCGGAGCAUCUCGUGCGCCUCGAGGCUGAGCAGCAAGAGUGGGAAGGGAGAGAAGCUGACCUGAAUCAGCAGCUGGAUAUCGCUCAAGAGGAGACUGAUGUCUUGAAGGCAGAACGCGAGGAGUUGCAGAAGAUUGCUGAGGAGCUCAAGGAUCUUGCCGCACAACGCGAGCAGGACUUAGCUCGUGCUAAGGAGCGGAUGGAUUCUUUGGCCUCUGACCUCAAUAAUAAACUCAGUGCUGAGUCCCGAAACAGGGACGUUUUCCGUGAUAAAGCGGAUACACUUGAGCAAGAGGCUCGACAAGCCAAGGAGCAACUUGCUGAGAUGGCGCGGACUGCCACUGACUACUCGAACAUGAUCAAGCAGAAAGAGCAGGUUAUCGAUCGCCUCACAGCUGAGCUGGAGAAGUCGAAGGGAGAGCGCGGACAGUUGCUAAAGCAAAUCACCGAGCUUCAAGCUAGAGUUGAUACUCUGAGUGUGGAGCUCGAUGCUCAGCACAGUGAUCGGGAACGCGAUUCGGCUCUGCAGUCGAAACUCCAAGAGGAGCUGGACGAGCUCCGUGCGCUGCUUGCAAGGAAGUCUACAGAGGAGACUCGGCGUUCUGAAGUCGAGAAGAUGAUGAUGCUCGUAGGGUUGCAGUGGAGGGCAACAAUAACCUGAAGGCUGAGCUGGAUACCCUGGAUCGAGAGUAUCGCUCGCUGCAGCAAAGCUACAACUCACUCCUCGAACGUGAACGAUCAGCACAAGCUCAGUUGACGCAGAC